UUCGGUUACAGCUAAGAAAACGCAAAAAUAACAGUAUUUACAAGCGCAAGUGUCGCAAGCGUUUGUUGUUCCGACGCUACAACUACAUACACAUUUUGCGCGCCAAUUUGAGGGGCUGCAGAAAGACUAGCACCAAAAUGGCACAAAUACAGGAAUAUCAAGAUCUGGUGCUCGACGCACUAGAAACAGUGGAGUUCAAGCUGAUACGCGACAAGGCGGACAUCAACAAUGACGCUUUAAUAUUUCAUCCAGCCAUGGCGCAUCAGAUUUUUGGCGAAUCGGAAACCAUAUUUGGCUAUCAGGGCUUGCACGUGCGAGUAUUGUAUACGGCGGGUCCGUUGCACAUCUAUCUGGGCAUUGAGUACGAGAAGCGUGUCAAUGAAAUUUCUGAUGGCGAAAUCAAAGCCGACGACGUGGUGGCCACCAUUGCCCAAAGCCUGCCCGACGGCUGUUAUUUUAUUAAUCUGGAUGAGUUUCUUAAGACGUUGGAUAAGGCCGACAAGUUCCAGCCGUUUGGCGAGAAGCUCAGCGAAUACACACAACGCGCUGACGACGGCAGCGAGCGCAUUUUUGAGAUUUAUCAGUGUGAUUAUAAGAUGUCCUCAUUUUUGAAAUUCUUUGCGCGUUUACAAACAUUUAUCCUGUGGUUUGUCGAUGCUGCCUCCUACAUAGACACGGAUGAUGCUCAGUGGUGUUACUUCAUUUGCUAUGAGAAAUACAAGAAUAAGAAUGGAUCGUUCCAGUAUGCCACGGCUGGGUAUACCACAGUCUAUGAAUAUUAUGCUUAUCCGCAAAACAAGCGACCACGCAUCAGCCAAAUGAUCGUUUUGCCGCCAUUCCAGAAGCUAGGCUUGGCCACGGAGUUGGUCAAAACCAUUUACAAGUUCUAUCAGUCGCAGAAGAAUGUGGUGGAUAUAACCGUUGAGGAUCCAUCCGAGGAUUUUCAGCGCUUACGCAAUUUUGUGGAUGCACGUUUGUGUCUGGAUUUAAAAUGCUUUGCACGCGAAGAAAUCAGCCAGGGUUUUAGCAAGGAGAUGGUUCGGGAGGCACGUGAGGCUUUGAAACUGAAUCCACGCCAGGUGCGCAAGGUCUAUGAACUGCUGCGGCUCUUCUACACCAAUUUGAAUGAUGAAAAGGAGUACAAGGCGUACCGUCUGGAAGUGAAGAAACGCCUCAAUGCCGUUUACUACAAACAGAUCAAGGAUCUGCAGAAAAUGGAGCGUUAUAAGAUGGAUACAGAAUUGCUGCGCGCACGCAUGCCAAAUAAUAAGCAGCGCAUUGAACAGUUGCAGGAGGAGUAUGAGCUCAUCGAGCAGGAUUACAAAAAUACAAUCAAUAAGCUUCGUGCCUAGAGAUACUUAUAAAAAAAACUAAUGCCGUUUGGGUGUUGAUUAAUUUAUUACGCGUUUUCCGUUCUAAAUAUGUUGAUUACAAAAUACAAUUUGUUGCUAUAAGCCUACAAUAGGAUCCCGUCGAAUAAAUAUGUAUUAAAAAAGUA
Drosophila grimshawi is the source of this 1498-nucleotide messenger RNA. It is a transcript of the gene Hat1, whose product is annotated as histone acetyltransferase type B catalytic subunit. The record is from RefSeq and is a predicted model, not a curated record. Lineage: Eukaryota; Metazoa; Arthropoda; Insecta; Diptera; Drosophilidae. Bases 138 to 1352 code for a protein of 404 amino acids. Gene Ontology annotation, biological process: subtelomeric heterochromatin formation. Gene Ontology annotation, molecular function: histone H4 acetyltransferase activity; histone binding. Gene Ontology annotation, cellular component: nucleus. The transcript has 4 exons.